AUGCCUGGUUUCGCCGAUUCGUUCUGGACUCCGGACUAUGCGACCGGUCUCGGGGUCCUGUACGGGAAGCUCCAGCAAGGUGUCGUCGAGAACAAGCAGAUCCUGACCAUUGCGGGCCUGCGUGCGGAUGCGGAGGAGCAGUAUGGUUUCAAGCUGGGGGACAUUGCGCCGAGCGUGGAUCGGAUGACGACUGGGUUCGCCAAGGAUGAUGGGGCGAGCGUGAGGAAGGCAUAUGAAGGUGUUCGCUCGGAGAUGGCCGAGGCGUCGAAGAACCACCAAAAAAUUGCGUCGAACAUCCGCGAGCUUGUCGUCUCCCCCUUUCGACGCUGGUGCGACCAACACGAGGCUCGGAUUCAGAACUCGCAUGACGAUCUGCAGGCCAGGAUAAAGGAGCAUACGAAGCAGGUGGACCUGGUCAAGAAACUGCGCAGUCACUACUUCAACAAGUGCCGGGUGGUAGAAGAUCUGGAGGAAGAGAACAAGCUUGCUUUCCAGGGUCCCGAGACCAGUCCGCAAAUCAAGGCGACUCCGAAGAUCGUCUUGCCGGAAGAGCAGGUAGAGGAGGAAGAGCCAGUUGAGCUGGGUGAUCAAAUCUAUUCCACGGAGGAGGUGAAGAGGCUCCUGAUCCACAUGCUUGAGAACAUCAAGGUCAGGGAGGUCAAGGUUCCUAUUAUUGGAACGUACCAGAAUACCUCCAACGGUGCGGAUCUUGUUGAGUACAUUCAGAAAUAUAUGAACGGAACCAGCGUCAGCUAUGCCGAGAGAAUCGGACAGGAUCUUGUCGAUAAUGGUUUCCUUCGCCUGGUGGGCAACAUUGGAAGCACCUUCGCCAACAGCUCGAAGAUGAACUAUCAAUGGCGCCCAAGAGUGUUCCAGAUCACCGGGAUCCCAGAAAAGAAGAAGCCUCUGAUGCGUGUGACAUCGAUUGCGUCGAGCGAGGACGGAAUCGAGUCGCCAAUUUCUUCGGUAUCAGAAAUGCUGGCCGGCUGGAACCCUCUCAACAAUCCCUACCCGAACGAAACUCCAUCUGAGAAGCUUCGGAGGGAAGCACGCGAGGCUGACGAACGGUACCGGACUGCUGUGCAGAAACUGGACCAGAUUAGAUGCAAGUUGGAGGAGGAGAUCGUGGAAAACCUCCGCUUCAUGGAGCAGUGCGAGCUGGAUCGUCUCAAAGCGAUCAAAGCCGUUGUGCUCGAUUUCUCGGGUGCCAUCAGCAAUGUCAUUCCCAACCUGCAAAGCACAGUGGACCACAUGAUGCUUUACCAGGAGACAAUCCAGCCUCUGGGAGAUCUACGAUACCUGCUGGAAAACUAUCGCACAGGCGGUUUCGUCCCCCGUGUGCAGGCCUACGAGAACUAUUAUGGAUCCGUUGAAGAGCAAAAUUUCGGUGUCGACCUUGAGGCUAGAGCCCGAGCCGAUCGCAAACGAGUUCCUGUCCUCUUGACUACCAUUCUGACAUACCUGGAUAACCACUAUCCAGAACUCGAAGGCGAUGAAGCACGACGUGCCAUCUGGCUCUAUGAUGUCCCCUUGGCGGCAACUCAUCAUCUCCGUAAUAUUUUGAACAACAGCAAAGUGAACUACAUUGAAGUGUUGCAGAAAUUCGAGAUACCCAUUAUCGCAAGCGUAUUAAAAUUGUAUCUUCUUGAAUUGCCCGAUUCUCUCGUCUCUUCGCAAGUCUAUGAGAUUGUCAAGACCAUUUAUUCCACCACUGCCCAUGAGACUACGGAAGAAGGACGGAUCAAAGUGUUGCAGAGCACACUUGGCCAACUCCGUCUCAACAACAUCGCUACGCUUGACGCCAUCAUGACCCACUUUACGCGACUUAUAGAAUUGACUUCCGCUGAUGAAGCAUACAUCUCUGCGUUGGCACAAGCGCUGGCUCCGUGCAUCCUUCGACCCCGGCUGGAGAACAGUCUUACGAUGAACGAACGCCAUAACUAUCGUCUGAUUCGCGACCUCUUCGCCCACAAGGAUGCCAUCUUUGGCGAGCUUAAGCGUCAAUCGAGUGCUCUUGGUCUGGGAUCAACCGCCAACCGCCCACGUGCUAUAAGCACAGAUGAGAGCAACCGUCGCGCGGCGAUGGAGGCACGAAACCGUGCUAUCGUUGAUCGCAGCCGUGCAAAUAGCCCAGCUCCUCCUAGGAAGCAUCGUCGUGACCGCUCCAGCGGUGCCUCAGAGGCUGGACGAUUCCCGAUCCACGUCGGCAGCCCGACUGAAAGGCGGGCAGCCACAAGAAGCAGCUUGGAAGUACCUCCCAAAGUCGAGUCUCCCACGGCAGCAGAGCAACUCACGAGCGUGAACAUCCAGACCAAUGAGAACGCUACCAAUGGCACUUCCAGCGAGUCCCCAACUUCGGCUGCUGCUAGCGUGAGCACCACCUCGGAGUCAUCUAGCUCUCCCCCAGCGCCCGAAUCUGAGGGCUCCCCUACCCCUACGCCCACCCCUGGCUACGUGACAGCCACCGGCGGGCCUGAAAAGCGCAACUCGAUCCCCCGCUCCGGCGCUUUGUUCACUCGCAAGCCCGGGCUGGGCAAUCGGGCCAGCUUCCCCAUUGCCACAGGUACGGACUCCGAACCAGGCAGCAAGCGGAACAGCCUUGCCGAGAGUGAACCCAAGGGUGUGACCCUGGAGGAUAAACCUAUGGAUGAUUAG
Molecule: messenger RNA, 2655 nt
Organism: Aspergillus clavatus NRRL 1
Lineage: Eukaryota; Fungi; Ascomycota; Eurotiomycetes; Eurotiales; Aspergillaceae
Product: GTPase-activating protein RGD2
Exons: 5
Coding region: 1-2655 (884 amino acids)
Biological process (GO): small GTPase-mediated signal transduction; cytoskeleton organization
Cellular component (GO): cytoplasm; division septum; plasma membrane
Molecular function (GO): GTPase activator activity
Source: RefSeq, a predicted model, not a curated record